GCCAAUGAGCCCCAAAUCCUGCGCUUCCACAAUCACGCUGGAUUUGCUGGAAGAGAUGUGCGACCCGGAGCAGAUCACUGAAUCGUUUGCCCUGCAGGGCAAGGUGAAGCAGCUGCGUCGGGAGAAGCUGCUGCGCUUUUUGAAGAAGCACGGCUUCGCCCAGGAUGUCAACGAGCCUCGCCUGCCCGGAUGUACAGCCUGGUUCACGACCAAGAAGGAAGUCGUCUACCCCAUACACGUGGCGGCGCAGCUCGGCGAUUGCCAAACCAUCCGGGCCUUGCUGGCUGAAGGUGCUGAUCCAACAAAGAAGACAUCCAAAGGACGCACGGCGGCAGACUUUAUCAAGGAGUGCACAGGAGAUCGCCGGGAAGAAGCCGGACGCAUGCUGGGAGCUUGA
Messenger RNA from Symbiodinium sp. CCMP2456, 397 nucleotides. The record is from the annotation of a GenBank genome assembly. Lineage: Eukaryota; Dinophyceae; Suessiales; Symbiodiniaceae.